Molecule: messenger RNA, 4163 nt
Organism: Cottoperca gobio
Lineage: Eukaryota; Metazoa; Chordata; Actinopteri; Perciformes; Bovichtidae
Gene: gnal2
Product: guanine nucleotide binding protein (G protein), alpha activating activity polypeptide, olfactory type 2
Exons: 12
Coding region: 710-1849 (379 amino acids)
Biological process (GO): adenylate cyclase-activating dopamine receptor signaling pathway; sensory perception of chemical stimulus
Cellular component (GO): cytoplasm; heterotrimeric G-protein complex
Molecular function (GO): G-protein beta/gamma-subunit complex binding; G protein-coupled receptor binding; GTP binding
Source: RefSeq, a predicted model, not a curated record
AGUUUGGGUCAGGGCCACCUCACUGACUGGAAGCCAACAAGAAGAAGAAGAGACCCAGCCCCUCUGUAAACCAGCACAGAGAGGCGUCCGGGUUUCCACCCCUUUGCCGAUUAGUUUGAUAGCAGGAUAGCGACGGACUAAAUCGGGAAUGGCUCCUCUCCCUUUUCCACACAAGUUAUAAAAUGCUAUAUCAGUGCGGGUUGUUAAUGUUACAGUUUAACGCUGGUUUGUUUUCCACCUCCACCACGGUCCACGGCUACUUCCUGGAGCCACAGAGAGAGGCAGUGCUGAGUUAAAGAGACAGAAAAUACUGAUAGAAAUUCAGAUAGAAAAAAAUACUGAGAGAAGAGAGGGGUUGGAGACGCGAUAGGAACAGUUGACUGGAUUCCCAGAAAUUGAAAAACCCUCUCUCUCUCUCUUCUUAUUUAUAUGUAUUUUUGAUAUUUCUUUGUUAAACCGAGUCGUUAUUCUCCGUUGGUUUGUAAACUAACAAACGGUUUGGAUGACGGUUGGCUGCGGCUAAAGCGGAAUUGUAACGGGGGAACAUAUUCCUCCCUCCGACGGAGAGAAGCCUCGCAGAGAUUUUUUUCCUUUUUUAUUUUACAGUAGACUCAUUCCUGUGUUUAUUUUUAAACCCACAAAAUCAACCCGGGUGUUUAUUUUUAUAUUUUUUUUACGAUUCCACAAGGAAGGGUUAGGGCGACGGAAGAUGGGUUGUUUGGGCAACAGCAAGACUGAAGAUCAACGCAUCGACGAAAAGGCACAACGAGAGGCUAAUAAAAAGAUAGAAAAACAGUUGCAAAAGGAAAGACAAGCGUAUAAAGCCACACACAGGCUCUUAUUACUGGGUGCGGGAGAGUCCGGAAAAAGCACCAUUGUGAAGCAGAUGAGGAUUCUACACGUCAACGGCUUCAACGCGGAAGAAAAGAAACAGAAAAUCCAAGAUAUUCGGAAAAACGUGAAGGAUGCCAUAGUGACUAUAGUGUCUGCGAUGAGCACUUUAAUACCCCCAGUCCCGCUAGCCAACCCAGAGGACCAAUUCAGGAUCGAAUACAUCAAAAGCAUAGCACCCCUCUCCGACUUUGACUACUCGCAGGAGUUCUUUGAUCACGCAAAGAAGCUGUGGGACGACGAAGGAGUGAAGGCAUGCUUUGAGAGAUCCAAUGAGUACCAGCUCAUCGACUGUGCACAAUAUUUCCUGGACAGAAUUGACUCUGUAAGACAGAACGACUACACACCAACGGACCAGGACCUGCUACGCUGCCGAGUGUUAACUUCAGGGAUUUUCGAGACGAGGUUCCAAGUAGACAAAGUGAACUUUCACAUGUUUGAUGUUGGAGGCCAGAGAGAUGAAAGGAGAAAAUGGAUCCAGUGCUUUAACGACGUCACUGCUAUCAUCUUCGUGGUGGCCAGCAGCAGCUACAACAUGGUAAUAAGGGAAGACAAUAACACCAACAGGCUACGGGAAGCCCUGGACCUCUUCCGCAGUAUUUGGAACAACAGAUGGUUACGCACUAUAUCGGUCAUAUUAUUCCUGAACAAGCAGGACAUGCUGGCUGAGAAAGUAUUAGCUGGAAAAUCCAAAAUUGAAGACUACUUCCCCGAAUAUGCUCGCUACACCAUACCAAAUGAAGCAACUCCUGAACCUGGUGAAGACCCAAGAGUGACAAGAGCUAAGUUCUUCAUCCGAGACGAGUUUCUUCGGAUCAGCACUGCGAGUGGCGACGGCAGACAUUACUGCUACCCCCACUUCACCUGCGCCGUGGACACAGAGAACAUCCGGCGGGUGUUCAACGACUGCCGGGACAUCAUCCAGAGAAUGCACCUGCGGCAGUACGAACUCUUGUGAUGGGAGACCGCCUCCGUCAGCCUUCUGUGUUUUUCUCCACCAUUCUGCAUCCUUGACGAACCCUUUCUCCUCCUCCUCCUCCUCCUCCUCCACCCUUACUCCUCACCCCUCCUCCCUCAAAGAAACCCUCAACAACCCCCUGACCACCCCUCCUGUCGAGGACUAUGAAGUACUACUGAAGUGUGUCAAAUCCUCUUCCUCUUCUUAACUUCUUAGCUUUUUGUACUUUUUUUUUUCUUUUUUCUCUGAGACCGAUUCAUCCCCAUUUCACCGACGUGAAAGGAAGGUUGGGGAACAAAGUUGUUGCGUGCCGCUUCUCGUUUUGUUUUGUUUUCCUUCUUUUUCUUUUAAUCCUUCCUUUUGAAUGCCUUGAUUUUUGUCAUUCCACUAAGCCUUGGGCUACCUCCUUCUUUUUUUUGUUUUUCUUCUUCUUUUUUUGCCCCUUCGUGUCCUGUUUUUUGGCUUUGUCAUUGGACCUGGACUGGUGGGUGUGGAUACAUAAAAACACACCUACAGGACCUCAGUGUAGAGGCAGUGUGUGUGUUUGUGUGUGUGAAGGAGGAAUGCCAUGUGAGCGAGCGCAUGCGUUUAUGUUUGUGUGUCACCUGCCGGUUAAAGCUGGCAUCACCACCAUGACCUUUGCCCCGCCCCUCCCCCCCCCCCCCCCUUUUUUUUUUUGCCCCGUCACCCCCUCUGACCUGCUUCUUCUCUCUGCGUGGAAGACUACACCGGAGAGGAACGGGAGUGGACGGAGGGGAACCGAGUGGAUGAAGAGAUAAAUGCACUUUGCAUCAGGUUCCUUAAUAACUUUUUUUUUUUUUUUUUUUUUUGUUGUUGUUGUUGUUUUUUCUCCAGAGGAAGCAUACACACAAUGUAGCAUCACAAUAUUUAUUACCCUGUCACGAUGUUAGCUUGCCGAGCUGCAGGGUGCACCGAGCAGCCGAGAGACAUGUGGAGCGAAAGAUUAAAAGUGGGAGGGGGGGGGCAGGAAAUACGACGACACGAAGAAGGAUUUAAAUGAAGGAAAAGGGACUGAGCUCUCUGCACCUUAGCCCUGCUGCCUCCACGGACUCGGACCUGCCUCCUUUUUCCACACAAACCAUCCUUUUAGCUUAGAGAUACUGAUGGGAGGGGAGGGUGGGGGGGGGGGGGUGGAGGGACGGGAGAGAAAAAUGUAUUGUUCUCUUUUUCUUUUCUUUUUUUUGUUAACUUGUACACUGUGCAAGGUUGAAUUAUCCUGUACAGACUGUAAAAUGUAAUAUUAUUUUGUACAACUUAAUUGAAAGAAAAACAAAUCUACUUGUAGAUCUUUGUGCCUUGAUUAUGGCUGUACCUGUAAAUGAGCUCAGAUGUAAGUAUGUUUUCGACUGCGCUGUACAGCUUGAUGUCAAUCUCUAUCAGCAGCGGAAGACUGCGGGUAGGGGACUUUCUCUGUAGAGUUUAGUUUUUUCUGGUUUAUAAAAAAAAAGGAAAUGCUGUUUAGUAAAAAAUAAAAAAUAGGGAAAAAAUCCUAAAAACCUGUAUACAUUAUGCAAAUUAACCACUUACCUGCAGUGAAGACCAGAUGUUGCAGCGCCAUGCCUUUUUUUUCUUUCUUUCUUUUGUUGGUUUUAUUUUUCCUCCUUUUUUUUAUUUUUAUUUUAUUUUGAAUUUCACAGCUUUAAACAAACAUUGGAAAUCCAUUGAAAGUGUCCAAAUUGCAACCUGGUGUUGUUUUAAUAGGAACCAACGUUUUUUCGAUAUGAAGUGUGUCUGAGAUCUGUACUGAUGUGCGUGCCUGUGCGCAUGUGUACAUAAAACAAACAUAGACUCACAGACGCAUUGUGUGUGUGUGUGUGUGAGUGUGUGAGGGCGAAUGUGCGUUGUGUGUAAAAUUUUAUAAAUGUAUGUACAUGUAAAUUUAUAGGUCUAUAUAAAUAUAUAUGUACAAUUAUACAUGUUUAAUUAUGUGUGUGCCUAGGUGUACAUACCUAUGUAUGUAUACGGUAAAUAUGUAUACAUACACACAUAGGAAAGCAUGUUUAGAAUGGAGAUGAAUAAAUGAGAGCGUGCAAUAUUAGUAAUUCUUUGGUCCUUUGGAGCCAUACCCAAUGGCACAGGCACUAUGAAUGUGUGAGCAGCACCCAACAAGACAAGCUCUUCUCCUUGUACAAACAGCAUCAGCCUUUUCUUCUGCUACAGUACACGUCUAUCCCCAAAAGAGAGUGAACUGACUGGAGGUGCAAAAACCUUGUUUGGCCUGGGAGGAUGAUUAAAUGACAUUUUUAUUUUCUUUAAAUAAAGAGGCACAUUAGAGGACUUUGCUUUAUUUCCA